AUGAAGAUCUCCUGCUUUCUGCUGCUGGUCCUCUUUCUGUCCUGCUUCCAGAUGAACUCAGGUGCUGGCCUUGACACAAUGAAAUGUGUCCGAGGAAAAAACAACUGUCACAUGCACAAAUGCCCGUGGUUUUUUGUUCUAAUUAGCACCUGUUAUUCAGGAAAAGGCAGCUGUUGCCAAAAACGUCGUUGGUUUACCAGGAGUCACGUGAACAACGUGUAA
This is a messenger RNA of Rattus rattus (black rat), 222 nucleotides long. Its product is annotated as beta-defensin 40-like. Gene Ontology annotation, biological process: defense response to Gram-negative bacterium; innate immune response in mucosa; defense response to Gram-positive bacterium. The transcript has 2 exons. Bases 1 to 222 code for a protein of 73 amino acids. Gene Ontology annotation, molecular function: CCR6 chemokine receptor binding. NCBI's taxonomy places the organism in Eukaryota, Metazoa, Chordata, Mammalia, Rodentia, Muridae. Gene Ontology annotation, cellular component: extracellular region. The record is from RefSeq and is a predicted model, not a curated record.